Molecule: messenger RNA, 2586 nt
Organism: Rotaria sp. Silwood2
Lineage: Eukaryota; Metazoa; Rotifera; Eurotatoria; Philodinida; Philodinidae
Source: the annotation of a GenBank genome assembly
AUGACUGAUGAUUCGUUCACAAAAGCCAUUCAAGAAUUAGAAAUUCUUUUCGCUCCAAAUGAUUUUUGUGAGAAAAAUAUUAGUCAUGGAAUGGAUAUUCUCGGUAAAGAACUGAAACAGAUCGAUGAUACAUAUGAGUCAUUUUCGAUCGAUCAAAAACGACGUCUUAUUAUACAAUUGAAAUCUUUCGAAAUAAAUCUAUUUCGUCGAUGGGCAUCUUCACUGUCAGAAUUAAGCCUAAGAAAUCUAAUUCAUUUUCUGCCGUGUCGAAUUAAUAUGGAUAUGUUAAUCAAUCGAGAUGUCAACGAUAGCUACUUUGAUUUAUCACUCAACUAUUUGACUACUGAAACAACUCUUGAUUAUCUCUCUGGAAAUCAACCGACUAAUUCGAUCGAUGAAGAGUUUUUGUUUUUCUUCUGUGCUAUUGGCCGUCAUGCAAUAUACAACAUGAAGUUUUUAUCAUAUUCGAUUAUUUCACUUAUAAAGACACCAACGUUUUUCCAAUAUAAUGAUAAGAAUGAACGUCUUCUACGUGGUUUACUAGCACAUAUAAAUCGAUGGAUUCGAAAUGGGUCACUAAGUGACGGUCAAUUAGAGGUCUUUUAUUGGAUUCAAAAUAUGAUCGAUAUUGUUCCAUUUGUGCCAUAUUUUGUUCAAACUGGCUACCCAUCUGUUAUUCUUCAAUGGUUAUCUAUCGAACAAAAUGAUAUAACAAUCAAUAUGGAAACUUGGACUACAGUUUUGAGUAUACUUGGCAAUCUAGCUCGUCAUGAAUUGGGUGUACAAGCAUUAAAUCAGCAUCAAGCUAUUCCAAUUCUAAAAACAUGGAAAGAUCGUUAUCUAUCUGAAUCAACACUGCCUAUUAAUGAAAAUGAUGACAAUGUUCUCACUAUAUUUUACAUGAUUUAUGCUCUGUUACUUGAUCCAGUCGUACUGAAACAGGAAGAUCUCACAUAUAUUCAUCUUGCGCUCAAUCAUAUUCUCGAUCAAACAAUUCAAGCAUUUGAAUCGAAUUAUUUUAAAUCUGGUUCACUCUCAACUGAAAUAUCAGAAUAUUUGACAGUAUUAACUAGAUUUGCUGUCAAUGACAAAUGUCUUCUGUAUAUUUUGAAGUAUGACCAUAUUUUUGAUUUAUUCGUACAAAAAUUUCUUGAUUAUAAUCAAUUAUUCCUAACCAAUACUGAUGUUGAUUCCACCGAUUUGAAUAUUCUGAUUUGCUCAUUACUCUAUAACAUAUUCUGGUCGAUUAGUUUUCAAUCAGAAUAUCAUGAUCUAUUAAAAUCAAACAUGAAAUUCGUUCAAUUCGUACAACAAAUUGCCAAAAUCAAGGGAAAUGAUGAAUAUAUUGUUCGUAUGAGAGAAUCAGCAAAUGGAAUUCUUUUUAAUCUCGAUCUAGUUGAACAGUUUAUUCUUCAAAAUCAAUCACAAAUCAAAAACGAUAUAGAUGGACUGAAAGUGAUGGUUUCAUAUUCGCAUAAAGAUAGUACAUUUUGUCGGAGUCUAGUCAACAUUCUACAAAAUCGUGUCAAAGGGGACAUAUGGGUUGAUUUCAUCAAACUAGAACCACCAUAUGAAGAUGACUGGGAAGAAAUAGCCGAAGCAAUCACUCGUUGUGAUGUUGUUGUCAUGAUUGUUACAGAAUAUUAUUGUGGUUCGAAAAGUUGUCGUCGAGAAGUGAUUCAUGCUGAUAAACGUAACAAGCAAAUGAUACCUAUUUAUCAAGGUAAACAAUAUCAACCAGAUGAUUGGUUUGAAAUUCGAGCUGGUUCAGCUACUUGGGUACGUUUUGGUGGUCAGAAAAGUGAUGAUGAAGUUAUCGAAACUCUUAUUGAAUUGAUUAAUGCCCAAGAAAAAGCUAAAAAACAGUCGAAUAAAAUAGCAAUGCAUCAAAAGCCUGAUCUAGGACACAAUCUCAUAGGUUCAUCUGUCAGCAACACUACUACGGCUGUCGAAGUUCUACCACUGCCACCACAUCCUCUCUCACCUCCUAACACCUCAUUACCAACAGUUAUCUCUAGAAAACCUAUUGAACAAUGGACUAAUGAAGAGGUACAGCAAUGGCUUCAUCUAUCUCCAUCAAUCCUUCAUUUAUCAUCUGGACAUGCUUUACUUGCUUACGCGAGUCUUAUGACACAUGAAGAAGCACAACACGAUGAAUAUGAGCAGAAUCUUCGCAAUCGUGGUUUGACUCGUGAACAAUUUGCCAAUUUGAUUUCUUCUCUGGUCAGUCUUCGAUCUUUGCACAAUGUGGAAUCAACAUCGGCAAAACCACCUGAACAGUGGACAAAAGAUGAAGUUAAAUAUUGGUUCGAACAAAAUCAUUUAUCGACUUAUCUCAUGGAGACAUUUGCCUUCGUCGAUGGAAUAGAACUUAUAACCUAUGCUAAAAUGCUCAUAGUAUCAUCGUUGCGUAUGGAUACUGAAUAUGAUCGAUUACGAACUCGAAUUGAGACAAGAUACAAUGGACAAGUUCUACUGCAAUUAGACGAAUAUACUCGGCUAGUAAGUGCGCUCAAAAAGCUUAUCGAACGUGCAAAACUAACAUUUCAACUGAACGAUGAUGCUGGAUCCUGCACUAUUGUAUAG